Messenger RNA from Cyprinus carpio (common carp), 1295 nucleotides. RefSeq lists its product as uncharacterized. Bases 1 to 735 code for a protein of 244 amino acids. The record is from RefSeq and is a predicted model, not a curated record. Lineage: Eukaryota; Metazoa; Chordata; Actinopteri; Cypriniformes; Cyprinidae. The transcript has 4 exons.
AUGGAGUGUCACUCUAAAAACCUUGAUGUUAAUACAGUUGAGACAGUUGAGACAGAUGAUCAGAUAAAGUGGAGAUUUAGACACAACUUUCUCAUAGCUCUGAUCUACAGACAGAGCAGAAAGAGAAAAGUUAUUGAUGAUGUUCUUGAUGGGAGAUUCAGAGGCAGACUGGAGCUGGAUCAGACUGGAUCUCUGACCAUCACAGACACCAGAACCACAGACUCUGGACUUUAUGAAGUGAAGAACACCAACAACAUACUCUACACAUUCAGUCUUACCGUCUAUGCUCGUCUUUCUGUUCCUGUCAUCAGUAGAGACUGUUCUUCAUCAUCAUCAUCCUCAGAGCAGAAUUGUUCAUUGUUGUGUUCAGUGGUGAAUGUGAGUGCUGUGAGUGUCUCCUGGUUCAGAGGACACAGUUUAUUGUCCAGCAUCAGUGUGUUUGAUCUCAGCAUCAGUCUCUCUCUACCUCUGGAGGUGGAAUAUCAGGAUAAAAACUCCUACAGCUGUGUGCUUAACAAUUCAUUUUCACUAACCAGACCGCAACAUCUGGACAUCAGAGGACUCUGUCACACAUGUCCAGACCAUAUCUGCUCUUGUGGUUUUACUGAAGCUGUGAUCCGAUUGGUUCUCUCUGCUCUGGUGGGUGUGGCUGCUGUGGCUGUUCUUGUUUAUGACAUCAGAUCCAGAAGUCUUCAGCAGAAGAAAGAGCAGACGUCAUCAUCAAGCUCUGAUUAAUCAGAUACUCAGGAAAAUGGGAAUGUUGCUGAACAACUGUAGACAUUUUACUAGAAAAAUGUAAGCCAUAAUUAAUGUUCAGUUUGUUUAAUGUGUGCUUUUUAGUAGGUGAAUUUAUGACAUGUAUUUGUCUUGUUGGUUUUCAUUUAUCUCUUUAUGCUUUGUUUCUCAGUCUUUAAUAUGCUAUGUAGUGAUUUUUUAUUUAUUGUGUGUGUGUGUGUGUGUGUGUGUGUGUGUUAACAGACAGAAUUUAAUAAGUGGGAAUCCUUUCUUUUGAGUAGACAGGCUAUUACUUAUUUUUAUUAGUAUAUGUAGGUUUAAGUUAGUAUAGACAUUUGUAAUAGCUAUAUUGGGUCAAGCUCAUUUUAAAGAUGUUUGUGCCUCCUUAUAAAAUAAAACAAUAAAUUAAUCAACAGUAUUUCAGGAGUUGGCAUGUGUCUGAAAUUUAGCAAUAACUUGACAUGAAUAUGGUGGUAUAAUGGAAGAAAUGAUGCAAGGAGAGACAUAAACAGCAUUGUAUAUAUAUAUAUAUAUAUAUAUAUAUAUAAUAUAUAUUUUUU